This is a messenger RNA of Adineta steineri, 1361 nucleotides long. Lineage: Eukaryota; Metazoa; Rotifera; Eurotatoria; Adinetida; Adinetidae. The record is from the annotation of a GenBank genome assembly.
GAUCUAUUAUUGGAAUGUCUUUGGGUGAUGCUCUUGGUGCUCAUGUAGAGUUUAGACCACGAAAGUUUCUUCUGGAACAUCCAGUAGAAGAUCUUGAAGGAGGAGGAACAUGGGGCUUAGAAAAAGGGCAGUUCACAGAUGAUACAUCCAUGGCUUUAUGCUUGGCAAUUUCCUUAGUGAAUCGUCAUGAUUUCGUUCUUUAUGAUCAGUUAGUUCGCUAUAAAUUGUGGUAUAAAAAUGGGUAUAUGUCAUCGACAGGAUCAUGUUUUGAUAUUGGUGCAGCUACUAAACAAUCGAUAUGCGAGUUUGAACGUCGUCAAAAACAAUUUAUGACAAAAUAUAACAUUUCUCUUGAUCAAAUAGACUUUCUCUCAGACUCUGAUCUACUCAAAAACUUUGAUGUGUAUUGCAGUGAAGACGGUGUAGCUGGAAAUGGAGCGUUGAUGCGAUUGGCACCUGUACCUCUUUUUUUCUAUAAGUUUCCAAAAUAUGCCGUCGAAUUGUCUGGUCUAAGCGGCAUGAUUACUCAUGGUGAUCGAAAAGCGUAUGAUGCUUGUCGUUAUUAUGGUGCUUUAAUCGUGGCUGCUCUUCGUAAUGAAACAAAAGAACAGUUACUUGACAAUCACUUUUAUUCUAAACAUGAAGAAUGGUUCAGUAAUAAUCUACUCUGCCCAGAGAUUAUGAAUAUUGCUGAAGGAUCAUACAAGCGGAAAGGUGGAUAUGAUGAAGGUAUUCGAGGCAAAGGAUAUAUUGUUGAUGCACUCGAAGCUGCUUUGUGGGCUUUUUGGUGUGAUGGAGAUUCUUUUGAAAAAGGAGCACUCGCCGCAGUUAAUCUCGGCGAUGAUACUGAUACAACAGCUGCUAUUUAUGGUCAAUUGGCUGGUGCCUACUAUGGCUAUGAAAAGCUUCCUCAGAAAUGGAUAAAGUUCGUCUAUGCUAAAAAAUUUAUGGACUGUUUGAGUAAGUGGAUUGCGUAUGAAGGAGAAAAAUGGCAACCAAAGUUGUCCAUUGUGUAUAACGAUAUAAAAACACAAAAUAUGACUUUGUCAUCUGGUAGCCAUGCUUCUGAAGCAUCAGCUUCACAGAAUAAACCAAGCGAAUCAGAAAAAGAACUACAACAAAACAGAAUGACUGCAAAUAAAAAGCCAUCCACAAUAAUACAGACAACAGCUUCAAGAAAACUACCAUCUAGUAACAGCACUACAACAAAUAAAAAUAGAAACUAUGCAAUAGAUACGAGAACGAUGGACUCACCUCAACGAUCGCAAAGAGCACAAACUAAUUCACAAGUUCUUCCUAAGUCCAAUAUUCCACCUCAAAUGAGCACUAAAAAACCUACCUACACAUCAAAAAAGCCUUGA